This is a messenger RNA of Cynoglossus semilaevis (tongue sole), 2793 nucleotides long. It is a transcript of the gene sart1, whose product is annotated as spliceosome associated factor 1, recruiter of U4/U6.U5 tri-snRNP. Lineage: Eukaryota; Metazoa; Chordata; Actinopteri; Pleuronectiformes; Cynoglossidae. The record is from RefSeq and is a predicted model, not a curated record. Gene Ontology annotation, biological process: mRNA cis splicing, via spliceosome; maturation of 5S rRNA. The transcript has 2 exons. Gene Ontology annotation, cellular component: U4/U6 x U5 tri-snRNP complex. The coding region runs from base 168 to 2471 and encodes 767 amino acids.
CUGAACACCAGAUGGCGUGUUGUUUGUUGCUAACUAAUGAUUGACCACCGGAAAAGAACGGAGACGUCGAUGAUCGUUGUGAGUUCGUUUUAUAGAGAGAAUUCUGUAUCUUCACGCGGAAUCGAAUUCAAAGCUUGAACUCGAAAGCGGUUUUACCAACACAAAUUAUGGGGUCGUCAAAGAAACACAAAGAAAAGAGUCGCGAUAAGGACACAGAGGAUCGCCGCCGCGAACACAAGAAACAUCGCCACAAGGAUCGUGAUGUUUCGGAUCGAGAUAAAGACAAACGAAAACGUUCCAGGUCCCGGGAGAAAAGCAGCCGAGAGAGCCGCAGUAAAGUUGAGAAAAGCAGCGGUGAGCCUCGUGUGAAAAAAGAAAAGGUUGACCCUGGUUAUGAAGAGAAAGGUGCAGAAAUUGAACCUCAUUCUGCCAGCGGAGAUGCUUCGCUCAGUAUUGAUGAAACAAACAAACUCAGAGCAAAGCUGGGCCUUAAGCCAUUGGAGUUGAAUGAGACCAAGAAGGAGCUUGGUACCAAAGAGGAUCCAAUGGUAGCCACAACUAUUAAUCCGGUUCUUAUUCAGCAGCAAAAAGACAUAAAAGAGAAGCUUGCUGCUAUGAAAGAAAAACGCCUACUUAAUCAGAAGUUAGGGAAAGUGAAGACCCUUGCUGAGGAUGACUGGCUAGAUGACACAGCUGCCUGGGUAGAAAAAAGCAGAAAGCUGUCGAAAGAAAAAGAAAUGGCUGAAAAAAGAGCCAAGCUCCUAGAGGAAAUGGAUGAGGAAUUUGGUGUGAGCAGUCUUGUAGAAGAGGAGUUUGCAAAUAUCAAGAAUGAUGCCUACACAUCCCAAGAUUUAAAGGGGUUGAAAGUGCAACACAAGGUGGAAUCAUUUGAUGAGGGUAAGACUGUCAUCCUGACCCUAGAAGACAAAGGUGUUCUUGAAGAAAAAGAAGAUGUGCUUGUGAACGUAGGUCUGGUAGACAAGGAAAAAGCUGAAAAAAAUAUUGAGUUGAAAAAGAAAAAGCCAGACUACAAGCCAUACGAAGAAGAGGAAAGUGUGGAUGAUAUGGUUACAUUCAAGUCUCGCUCAGUCCUUUCAAAGUACGAUGAAGAAAUUGAUGGUGAAAAAAAGAAAAGUUUCCGGUUGAACACUGGGGGCUUCGCUGAUGGUGAGCGGGAGCGCGAGCUCCAGGCCAUGAAAGAAACUCUGCGUAAUCAGGCCCAAUCUUUGCAACUGCCCGCACUCACAAUCGCCUCAGAGUAUUAUACACCUCAGGAAAUGGUUUCCUUUAAAAAGACAAAAUGCCGCAUUAAGAAAAUCAGAAAAAAGGAGAAGAAAAUGGCCGUGCAGGAACAACUCCCAGAUGACACUCGUACUUCUGAUUUUGGCUCUAGAACACGUGGUCGGGGCUGCAGACAGCUGGAGGAGGACAAUGAGGAAGUAAAAGAGGUGGAGAGCAGAGUGCAAAACCAAAUCCCCUUGUUGUCUGAUGACAUCAGGAUGACAGAAAUGGACAUUAGUGAUGAUGAAGACUUCGUAGUUCCUGAGGCUGUUGCAAUUGAAGAGGACGAGGCAGAGCAAGAACUACAGAAACAGCUUGAGAAGCAAAGGAAGCUGAAGCAAAAACAGCUCCUUAAAGACUCUGGGGAGAAAGUAGUGGAGCAGACUAAAAUCCAUAUUGAAAAGCAGAACGAAAAUGAUGCUGAUCGAAAGAGCAACAUUGUAUUCAAUGCUACUUCAGAGUUUUGCAGGACUCUGGGUGACAUUCCAACCUAUGGACUGUCAGGUAACAGAGAGGACCAAGAAGAUAUCAUGGAUUUCGAACAGACAGAAGAGAAAGAUGAUGCUGGAGAUUCAGAUUCAGAAAUGGAUGAAAAUGUUGGAUGGAGCACAGUGAAUUUGGAUGAAGAGCAAAAACAACCUGACUUUGCCACAGCUUCGGCCACCAUUUUAGACGAGGAACCCAUCGUCAACUCUGGCCUUGCUGCUGCUUUGUUGUUGUGCACAAAAAAGGGUAUGUUGGACACUCAAAUGCAGAAGGUAGCCCGUGUCAAAGCUACAAAGGGAGCCUUGCCUAACGUUAAUUACUGCAUUGAAGACAAGAUGGGAUUUGAUGAUAAGUACAGUCGCAGAGAAGAAUACAGAGGCUUCACGCAAGAUUUCAAGGAGAAAGAUGCAUACAAACCAGAUGUCAAGAUUGAAUAUGUCGAUGAGUCCGGGCGGAAACUCACCCCAAAAGAAGCAUUCCGGCAACUUUCUCAUCGCUUUCAUGGAAAAGGGUCAGGAAAAAUGAAAACAGAGAGGAGAAUGAAAAAGUUGGAAGAAGAGGCCCUGCUGAAAAAGAUGAGCAGCAGUGAUACUCCCCUAGGAACUGUGGCUCUGCUUCAGGAGAAACAGAAAUCUCAGAAAACACCAUAUAUUGUGCUCAGUGGAAGUGGGAAAAGCAUGAAUGCAAAUACCAUUACUAAAUAAGUGAAAGCUAAAUCUUCAAAUGUAUAAAUGGCCACACUGUUUUUGUUUUUGUUUUGUUUUUUGUUUAUUUUUUUAGUGGCACAAAAAAAUUAUAGGCAUUGCUGUUAAGGUUGAAUUAAAAAAAAAUUGGUCAUGAUGAAAGAGGAGCUCAAUGUGUUUGACUAUGAUUUGACAUAUUUCUUGUUAAGUCAUUAUUUUAUGGCAUUUCAGAUCAUGGUGAAUAAAUGUAAUACAGUCUUUUUAAUUUACAGUUCUUUUGUGCAAAAGCUGAUUUGAUUGAUAAGUGUUUUACAAUAGAUCACAAUAAACUAUCUUCUACAUG